This is a messenger RNA of Mangifera indica (mango), 1203 nucleotides long. RefSeq names its product MRN complex-interacting protein-like. Gene Ontology annotation, cellular component: nucleus. Bases 37 to 1086 code for a protein of 349 amino acids. Gene Ontology annotation, biological process: mitotic G2 DNA damage checkpoint signaling. Gene Ontology annotation, molecular function: chromatin binding. Lineage: Eukaryota; Viridiplantae; Streptophyta; Magnoliopsida; Sapindales; Anacardiaceae. The record is from RefSeq and is a predicted model, not a curated record. The transcript is spliced from 3 exons.
AAAUACAGAAAUCAAAUAAAAAUCUAAACUGAAAAAAUGCCAAACACCAUCUACAUUGCUCUCCAAUGUUGUCAGUGCUCAAUGAUGCAGGCAAAAAUAUCCGUUUCUCUUUAUCUCUAUCUUUGUGUAACUUCAUCAUAUUUUUUUGUGUAUAUAGAGUUUAUUUGCAUUUAUUUGUGUUUUGAGUUCAAUUGCCAGGUGAAGCAGAAGAAGAAGAGCAGCAACAAGUGGACGUGCGUGGUUUGCAACCAGAAGCAGUCAGUACGGAAGGUGUUUGCGCAGGGAUUCAUGGCCAAGGAUCUUCGCGCUUUCGUCCAGUCCUUCAACAUCUCGCGUUCGGGAGAAACAGAACAAGGUGGUGUGGGGGAUGGACUCGAGGCAGAGAUUGAAGUAGAGAUGACAAAUAAGAAACUCAAGUUGAAUGAGUAUCAGACUAUUACUGAUGGAAAAUGUUACGGAGUAGCAGAAGGAGACGAUGAACUUCCCAAAACAUUUUUUGACUCUCUGGGUCAUGGUCAAGUUGGAGAUGAGGAGGCUAGAGCUAGUUCUACCACAAAGCGGAACAGUCCCUUGGCUCAAGAUGACAAGGAGGCGACAACCAUGGCUGCAUCAAAGUGGAGCAAUUAUAUGACUCAAAACGACAAGGAGCCAAGGCCAAAAAAGACCAAUGUUGUCUCAAAAUGGAGCAGUUACAUGACUCAAGAUGAUACAGAGCGGACGUCAAGCCAGGCGACAAUGGGCACGUCUGCCUCAAAAUGGAGGGAUUACAUAAAUCAAGAUGACAAGAAGCCGCCAAGGACAGAAGAGCAAACAAAGACCAAGGCUGCAUCGACAAGGGUUAACCGGUCAACUUCGAAUUGGUGUGAAUACAUGACAGGUGAUGAGGACCAGAGGCCCCAUUUGCCAACAAGAGUGGGGAAGGCUGCUUCGAAAUGGGACAAUUACUUAACCCAUGAGGAAGAUGGCUUAGAACGAGUGAGUGGUAGAAAGACUGUGGAUCACAUAAGUGAUUGGAGCAAUGGUGUUUUUGAGACCACAACAAAUGAUCAGAAGGUAGAAGAUGACAUCCACCCUGAUUUCAUUUGAGGCUUUCCGAUACUAUAAACCUUCCACUUUUACAUUAGACUGUUUAUGCAACCGUGCAAUAUGUGCUCAGAUGCAUCAAUUACUAAAGAGUCAGGCAAAUGCUUGGAAAAUCUUUAA